Molecule: messenger RNA, 888 nt
Organism: Nerophis lumbriciformis (worm pipefish)
Lineage: Eukaryota; Metazoa; Chordata; Actinopteri; Syngnathiformes; Syngnathidae
Source: RefSeq, a predicted model, not a curated record
AUGAUUGAAAUCAAACCCUUCAUCAGAGUGGCAACUUUGCUUCAUGUGUCGGUGAUGACAUGUCUCCUGUCAGUGGUCCUCUCCCAGUCCAUUUAUUCCUCACCCAAGAAAGGAGGCAACAUCACUAUCCACUCCUCCAAUCUGGUUUGUAGCCUGCCUGGUCCGGCGGGGCCUGCGGGGAAUCCAGGAGCUCCGGGGUCACCUGGGGUAAUUGGGCCAAUGGGGACGCCUGGGAAGGAUGGUCCAGAUGGGCAGGAUGGAGACAAGGGAGAAAAGGGAGAUGGAGGUGAUCAAGGUAGGCUCGGAAAUCCAGGCAAACCGGGAUUAAAAGGUCGCGUGGGCCUCAUUGGCAAGGCGGGACCUCGGGGACUAAAGGGCCAGCGGGGGUCGCCGGGGCAAGCUGGAGAAAGGGGGCAGAAAGGAGACGAAGGGGACCUAGGUCAGAGAGGAGAACCGGGAGGCUGCAAUUGCGGCACCGCCGCCCGCUCAGCUUUCUCGGUGGCCGUGUCAAAGAGUUACCCCAAAGAACGCACGCCUAUCCGCUUCAGCCGCAUCUUGCUCAAUGAGGGCAACCACUACAAUGCAAGCAGUGGGAAGUUUGUGUGCGCCAUCCCUGGGGUGUAUUACUUCACCUAUGACAUCACGGUGGCUAACAAGCACUUAGCCAUCGGACUGGUGCACAACGGACAGUACAAGAUUAAGACGUUUGACGCAAACACGGGGAACCAUGACGUGGCAUCCGGUUCCACUGUCCUCCAUCUGCAGCAUCUAGAUCAGGUCUGGUUGCAGAUCUUCUACUCAGAGCAGAAUGGACUCUUCUUUGACCCUUUCUGGACUGACAGCACCUUCACAGGCUUCCUCAUCUAUGCUGAUCAGACUGAUACGUGA